Molecule: messenger RNA, 3241 nt
Organism: Paramecium pentaurelia
Lineage: Eukaryota; Ciliophora; Oligohymenophorea; Peniculida; Parameciidae
Source: the annotation of a GenBank genome assembly
AUGUUAAAUCUCUAAAAUGCUUUUGAUUUUGAAUAAGAUGUAGAAUUAAGAGCAGUCUAAAAUGAUGAUUUUGAAUAAUAAUAUUUGGGUUAAUGUUUAAGAGAAACCAAAAAGGAAUUUACAUUAAUCUUACCUCAAAUAGCCAGCAGAACAUUAAGUGCAAAAAGUCUUGAAGCAAAAUAUUUACAUAGUCCCAAAUCACCAGAAUCAAAUAAUGAUGAGAACUUUCUAGCUUCCAAUAUCUAAACACCAAAGGAACCAAUAUUUAAUACUAAAUUAGUAGAUAGAAGGAGAAGUUAAACAAAUGCUGAAUCUAGUUUUAUGUCUUUAUUUUUUAUUGGAAGAUUUGUUGAAAAACUCUCUUUAAAUAGAAAAUAAUUGGGUAGUCUUAAUGAUUCUCAUUUCAAUUUGAUUGGAGAUAAAGCAUCAGAUUCGUAAAUAAAUAUAAUUAUGAUAGAUAAAACAUAUUUAUGCAUUCAAAACGUAUGAAAUCUGCUGGAUUUAAUAUUAAAAAGAUGUAGACAUUAUUGAAAAAAGAAACUGAAAUUAAAGAUACAACAACAUUAGAAUAAGUGAAAGAAGAUUUGAGGAAACUUCGUAAACCACUUUUUAAUUGUCUAAAUGCUAUUAUCAAUAAAAUACCUAUAAUCUAACCAGAAUCAUUAUUCAAAAUGUAUUGGGAUUUCUUUACAUCCAUUUUUAGAAUUUUACUUUUAAUUCUUGUACCUUUAGAAAUAGCUUUUAAACCAGAAAUAUUAUUCAAUAAUCUUAUUUGUAUUACAUAUGUAAUUCUAUUCAUAUUAUAACUUGAUUUCUUAAUUAGAAUAAAUACAUUAACUUAUAAAAAUGGAUAUGCUAUAAAAGAUAAAUGGGAUUUAGUAGUUCAUUAAUUAAAAAAAGAAUUUCUUACAGAUUUUUCAACAUCUUUAAUUCUAAUAAUAUUUAUGAUUAUUCCAGAUAUGAAUACAAAUGCUAAUUUAUUUUUAUUAAUUAUUUUAGGAUAACAUAAAUAUGUAUAUGAAACAUUUGCAAAAAGUGAUUAAAUUUCUUAUUUAACUAGACCAUAAAGAGGUGUAUUUGGUUUAUUGAAAUUUAUUUUAACAUUGCUUUAUAUUUUACAUUUAUUUAGUUGCAUAUGGUUUUAUUUCAGUAGUAUUAGAGUUGAAGAUUCAUGGAUUCGUUUUAAUGAAAUAGAAAAUAAAGAUUGGGAAGAAUAAUACUUAUAAGCACUUUAUUUUGCUGUAGUCACAAUGUUAACUAUAGGUUAUGGUGAUAUGGUACCUAAAAAUGCUAUUGAGAAAAUAGUAACUAUAGUUUUUGUGUUGGGUGCAUGUAUUCAUAUUGAUAUUAUGUGAAUAGGUUUAUGGGUAUCUUAUAGUGUUAAUUUCAUUGGUAGUAUAAUAGAUGAUAUCACAUAGAAUUAAGUAGAAAGGAAUCGUAGAAUGAGAGUAAUUAAUAAAUAUAUGGAUUAAAGAAAGAUACCAUAUAGUUUAUAACAUUAGUAUUAAUAUAAUUAUUAAUUUUUAGAGUAAAGGAAUAUUUGACAUUUAGAUGGAAGGAAGAUGAUGAAGUAGAUUUAGAGAUGGAAUAAACAUUAUUAGAAUAAUUAUCUGAUGAAUUAAAAGAAGAAUUAGAUAAAUAGGCACAUAAAGUAUUCAUUUAGAAAUCAGAAUUUCUAUAGAAAUACUUUAGUGAAGAAUUACGUAAUGCAUUAUUCAAGUCUAUUAAAAGAAAGAUAAUACCUCCUUAGAAUACUUUUUCAACAGAUUUCUUGAAUGAAUAACAUUUAUGUUUUGUUGAAUAAGGAUUUAUAGUAUAUUAGCAUCCUGAAAGAAAAUAAAGAUCUAAAAUGAAUGCUGUAAUUAAUUAGGGAUAAUUCUUUUGUGUUAAAGAUUUCAUUACUAAUAAUCCAUAAGUUGAUCAUUUUAAAGCUAUUGGAUAUGUUAGUUUAUUGAUAUUAUCAAAAUCUGAUUUUAUGGAAACAUUAAAAGAUUAUCCUGAAGAUUUUUAAAAAUAUUGUUAAUUGAAAGAAGCUAUUACUUUGAGUUAUCAUCCACCAGCAUUAGAAAAUGGUGUAUUUUGUCCUGCUUGUUUAAAUUUUAAACAUUCUCUUAAUACUUGUCCUUAAGUUUAAUAUGUUCCUAAUAGAGAGGCUGUUAUUAAAAGACAUUGUAUGUCUAAUUUUUAGACUUAAUAACCUUAUAAAAGAAGAUUAGAUAAAUCUUAAAUAGAAUGGCAUACAAGAUUAAUGAAAGAUUUGGCUUAAUAAUAUGCUUCAGUAUUUUAGAAUGAAAAUUAAUAAUCAAUAAUAAAUCAAACUAGAAUUUUAUUAAAUGUAGAAUGUGGAUCAGAUUCAAAUUCUUCAAUUGAUAAUGAUGCAAGUUCUCCAGCAUUUAAAAUUCCAUAAACCGCUCCUAUAUUUUAAGCUUAACAUAUUAGAUCUUCUAGAGUAAAUAGAUUAGUUAGUGAUUAAAAUAAUAAAAAUGAAUAAUAAAAUAAUAAAAAUGAAUUAAGAUAAAAUCUUAAUAAUGCUUUAUAAUAUAGAAAAUAAUCUAUUUUAUCAGGUGCAUUAGGAUUAAGUAAAAGUCCUAAAAAUCGUAAAGAUUAAAAACCUAUACCAUUAGUAGAUGAAAUUAAAGAAUAUGAUAGUGGAUUUUAAAAUAAUUCAAGUGAUGAAAAUGAAAUGAAUACAUCUAUUGAUUUUAAAAAAAAGAGAGAUUAAAUAGUUGAAGCAAUAUAGGAUUUUAAUGAUAAUAUGUUAGAUAAUAUAACAAAUCUCUAUCAUUAAUUAUAAAGAAAUUUAGAAAUGAAUGAAAAUGAUAAUAUAAGUAAGAAAGCAUUAUCAUAAUUGGAACCACUCUAUUGGUCAUUUAAUUAAUAAAAAUUUGAUGAUUUUGAAAUUAAAGCAUCAUUUGAUUAAUAUUUCAAUAAAUAAAAUGCUGAAGAUGUGAUAGUCUAUGUAAAAUAAGAUGUUUUUGGAUGGUAAACUAGUAUACUUUAAAAAAUGAGGAAAUUCAUGUUGUAUCCCUUUUUGUAUGUUUAAAACUUCCUAAGAUCAAGAAGGAAUGCUAAAAUGAAAUCUAUAACUCCUAUGAAAGUUGUUGCAAAAGUAAAGAGUACUUUAGAUCAUUUAAAGAAAACUCUUAGAUUAAAAAAGAAAACUACUUUUAUUCGUUCAACUACAAAAUUAAACUCUGUUGUUCCUGCUUAUGUUAAUCCAUUUUAAUAAUAUAAAAAAUGA